Molecule: messenger RNA, 615 nt
Organism: Aspergillus terreus NIH2624
Lineage: Eukaryota; Fungi; Ascomycota; Eurotiomycetes; Eurotiales; Aspergillaceae
Product: ankyrin repeat domain-containing protein
Exons: 1
Coding region: 1-615 (204 amino acids)
Molecular function (GO): protein binding
Source: RefSeq, a predicted model, not a curated record
AUGGUGCGACUCUUACUAGACAGUGGGGCGCAGGUUAAUUUCUACCGUGGGAAACGGGCUCAUUCACCACCGGCAAGAAUUAAAAGCCGGCAGUGGGGAUAUGUGCCCAUUGACCCUCCACCAUUGUUCAUGGCCGUUAAGUGCGGACAUAUGGAACUCGUGAAGCUGCUUUUGGAGCGAGGAGCAAAGGCUGAGCUAUACGCACCCUCACCGCUGUACCGAGCGGUUGAGGAUAAUCGGCACGAUAUCGCGGCUGUACUGGUGCGACACGGGGUGCGUCCACAAGAUACGACGUUAAAGCUAGCUGUAUUGCGCGGUAAUCAGGAAAUGGUUCGACUUCUUCUCUAUAGUGAGCUAAAUGCUGCUGAAUUUGGGGGCCCUGCACUCUUCGCUGCUAUGAAGAGAAAUGACCGAUAUAUGGUGCAUCUCUUGGAGUCUCGGGGCGCCACCAUUGCUAAACUUGGUGACUUGGACAAGAGGAACUGGGAAGAGGAAGACCGGGAUAGUGAUGAUGAGUACGGGCUUUGUCGUAAAAAGCUGCCCGCUUCUUUUAUGCAAUUUGACUUGGAAGUUGAGGAGGAAGAUGAAGAGGAAGAGGAAGAGCUGGAGACCUAA